CGACCGCCGCACGCCGCCAUGAAGUUCGCGAAGACCAUCGCGGCCCUCUUCGGGGUCCUCCUCGUGCUCGGCGCGGCCGUUCCCGUCGUCCGCGCGGACGACGCCGAGGUUGACGCGCCCGCGGUCAACCACAAGGACAAGGCGUUCAAGGAGGGCGCGGAGCAGCACGAGUUCCAAGCCGAGGUGAGCCGCCUCAUGGACAUAAUCAUCAACUCGCUGUACAGCAACAAGGACAUCUUCCUGCGCGAGCUCAUAAGCAACGGAUCGGACUCGCUCGAUAAGAUUCGCUUCCUCGCGCUCACGGACGAGUCCCUGCUCGGCGUGGGCGACGACGCGAACCUCGAGAUUCGGAUCAAGGUGGAUCACGACAAGAAGAUCCUGACGAUCCGCGACCGCGGCGUCGGCAUGACGAAGAAGGACUUGAAAGAAAACCUCGGCACCAUCGCCAAGUCGGGAACCUCCGCGUUCCUCGAGCAGAUGCAGAAGGGCGGCGACAUGUCGCUCAUCGGGCAGUUCGGCGUCGGCUUCUACUCCGUCUACCUCGUCGCGGACUUUGUGGAGGUGCGAUCCAAGCACAACGACGAGGACACGCAGUGGAUCUGGGAGUCCAAAGCCGACGGCGCGUUCGCCAUCUCCCCAGACGACGGCGAGCCCCUCGGCCGCGGCGUCGAGAUCAACAUCUACCUCAAAGAAGAAGCGCAGGAGUACCUGGACGAGGACAAGCUCAAGGAGCUCGUGGGCAAGUACAGCGAGUUCAUCAACUUCCCCAUCUACCUCUGGCAGUCGAGCGAGGUGGAGGAGGAGGUGCCCGUGGACGAGGUCGUCGAGGGCGAGGAGGACGACGACGAAGACGCGGACGCGUCGGACGACGACGAAGAGGACUCCGCCGCGGCCGACGACGACGACGAAGACGCGUCCGUGGAGGACGACGACGACGACGACGCGGACGAGGACGAGGACGAGGACAAGCCGAAGACGAAGAAGGUGAAGAAGACGGUCUGGGACUGGGAGCUCCUCAACGACUCCAAGGCGAUUUGGCUUCGCAACGCCGCCGACGUGGAAGAGGACGAGUACGCCAAGUUUUUCAAGGCGCUGUCCAAGUCCGAGGACGCGCCGCUGUCGUACACGCACUUCAAAGCCGAGGGCGACGUCGAGUUCAAGUCCAUCCUGUUCAUCCCGGAGAAGGCCCCCGCGGACAUGUUCGACAACUACUACAACAAGGCGUCGGCGCUGAAGCUGUACGUCCGCCGCGUGUUCAUCUCGGACGAGUUCGACGAGCUCCUUCCCAAGUACCUCUCGUUCAUCAAGGGCAUCGUCGACUCGGACACGCUUCCGCUGAACGUGUCGCGCGAGACGCUCCAGCAGCACACGUCCCUGAAGACGAUCAAGAAGAAGCUCGUCCGAAAGGCGCUCGACAUGAUUCGCCGCCUCGCCGAGGAGGGCGAGGACGACGACGACGAAGACGCCGACGCCGACGCGGAAUCCGCCGAGGACGCCGCCGAAAAAGCCGACGACAAGGCCGACGACGAAGACAGCAAGUACGACACCUUCUGGAAGUCGUUCGGGAAAGCCAUCAAGCUCGGCAUCAUCGAGGACGCGUCCAACCGCACGCGUCUCGCGAAGCUCAUGCGCUUCUACACGUCCAAGUCGCCGGAGAAGCUCGUGUCUCUGGAGCAAUACGUCGAGCGCAUGAAGCCCGGGCAAAAGUCCAUCUACUACCUCGCCGGCGAGUCCAGAGAAGCGCUCGAGAAGAGCCCGUUCCUCGAGCGCCUCCUCGCGAAGGACCUCGAGGUGAUCUACUUCACCGACCCGAUCGACGAGUACACGAUGCAGAACCUCACCGAGUUUGACGAGUUCAAGUUCAGCAACGCGUCCAAGGAGGACCUCAAAUUCGGCGACACCGACGACAAGGAGAAGGCGCGCAACAAAAAGCUCAAGGAGCAGUUCAAGGAUUUCACGCGCUGGUGGAAGGACGUCCUCCCCGCGGACGAGGUGGAGUCCGUGAAGAUCUCCAACAGGCUCGUCACGACGCCGUGCUCCGUCGUGACGUCCAAGUACGGCUGGUCCGCCAACAUGGAACGCAUCAUGAAGGCGCAGGCGCUCUCGGACGAAUCACGACUGUCGUACAUGAAGGGCAAGAAGACGCUCGAGAUCAACCCGCGUCACCCGAUCAUCAAGGCGCUGAAAGAGCGCGCCGCGGACGACGCGGACGACGAGGAGACCAAGACGCUCGCGAAGGUGAUGUUCGAGACGGCGAUGCUCGAGUCUGGGUUCACGUUCGAGGAGCCCGCGGGUUUCGCGUCUCGCCUCUUCGACAUGGUUCGGAGCAACAUGGGCGUGUCCAAGGACGACAAGGUGGACGACAUCGACGACGACGUCGAGGACGAGCCGGAGCCGGAGGCGGAGGAUGGUGCGGCGGCGGCCGACGACGUCGAGGAGGACGUCGCGGACGAGCCCGCCGAGGCCAAGGACGAGCUCUGAGCGGCGGCGCGACGGCGGAGAAGGACGCGCGCGAGACGGAAAGACGACGACGACGACGCGUGAUGCGCGCGCGCACCUAUUUUUCUUAACACGAUAUGAUACAGUACG
Messenger RNA from Micromonas pusilla CCMP1545, 2589 nucleotides. RefSeq lists its product as uncharacterized. NCBI's taxonomy places the organism in Eukaryota, Viridiplantae, Chlorophyta, Mamiellophyceae, Mamiellales, Mamiellaceae. The record is from RefSeq and is a predicted model, not a curated record. Bases 19 to 2481 code for a protein of 820 amino acids. Gene Ontology annotation, biological process: protein folding. The transcript has 2 exons. Gene Ontology annotation, molecular function: ATP-dependent protein folding chaperone; ATP hydrolysis activity; ATP binding.